GCGUGCGUGUGUGUGUGUGUGUGUGUGCGUGUUAGAGAUUAGAGAUCUCUGCUCACUGCUCUGGUCUCAGAGCCUCUUCUGCGUCAGUGCUCAGAGAAACGCACAGAUUCAGAAGUGAAUCAACACUGAACACACUCAGGUCAGCGGCGUUCGGAGCAGAAAGGAGCGUCUGCGACGUGUUAACCUCGAACUGAAAGAAUGAACGAGCGAGUCCGGGUGAAAUGGACCGUCAUCGCGUGCGUUCUCGUACGUCUCCACACGUGUCUCGGGCAGAAAAAGUGCAUCGGAGUGGACUGUCCACGUCUGGACAGCUGCAUUGAGGAGGUCCUGGAGAGCGGAGCGUGCUGUGCCACGUGUUUACAGCGAGGGUGCACGUGUGAAGGGUAUCAGUAUUAUGACUGCAUCAGCGCCGGGUUUAAAAACGGGAAGGUUCCUGAAGGAAAGUCGUACCUGGUGGACUCGGGCAGUACGGAGUGUUCGUGUCCGGCGGGCGGAGGAAGGAUAAGUUGUCGCUUCAUCCUGUGUCCUGACGUUGCUCCUCACUGCAUCGAGAUGUCCGACUCCACCGAGGCGUGUCCUCACUGCCUGCGCCUCGGCUGCGUCUACGGAAACCAGAAAUACGAAGCGGGUCACUCGUUCAAAAUGGAUCUGUGUCAGGUCUGUCACUGUCCCAACGACGGUGGUGACCUCAUGUGCUCGGUCAUUCCUGAUUGCUCCUCAGAAACGGACAAGAACCCUGAUGUAAAGGAGAAUGACCUUCAGAUCUCCAAACAUGACAAUCCCGGAGAUUUCCCCAGCGAAGAUAACGAAUCUCCCAGUAACUCGGUCCCGAUUUACACCGGCAGCACGUCGGAGAUUGAAGAGACUGAAGACUACGACUAUUUCCCAGAAGCAACCGCAACUCCAGAUGCUUCCGUGCCGUCUCCUGGAGCUCCUCAAGGUCAAAAUCCACACGAUGUCCUACGUGAAGACACCAGGAAGGAGCUUAGAGAGACACUGGGCACGUAUGACGCCGAAUCUAGAGAAGAAGGAACCGAGGACUCGCUAAACAUUACUACUAUUAAGACAGAUUCAGGAUCUUCUGAAAUCUUAUCAUCUCAGACGGAAACCGCCGUCAGACAGACCCAGGUUCCUCCGAGAGAAACCACACCCGGUAACACAUUUGGUAUCAGGAGAACCGAGAAAAACCCUGACGAUCACCGGAACCUUCAUCACACGAUCCCGAAAGUCAACACUGUCCCUAACCCGCAGUUCAUCUCCACCACCUCACCACCAGUGAACGUGAGGGAACAUGAAGCUGGCAGGCGGCCUCAAACGCUGGGCAGAUACCAGCAGGAGAGAAACGACCUCCAUCUAACGUCCGACAACCAGAGAGUCACUUCCAGGGAGCUUAGCAUGUGCUGUGUAGCUGGUGAGAAUUGGGCCUCUGCUCACGGCCACUGCAACAACAUGGUUCCCGUGACGUCGGAACCGGGUUCUACCUGCUGGUCGGUUCAGAGGCAGUGCUGUUCGAGUUCACUGAGAGAGACCCGGUGUUUGUCUGGAACGAACACAGCGAGACGGGGGCGUGACUGUGGAGCUGACGACGCGGAUGUCUGCGACUCGUACACGGAGUGCUGUAAGUGUUGUGCACUGGGUCUGCGUCUACGAGCACAGCGAGAGUCAUGUGACCCUCCACAAGCUUUGGGUGAAACCUGUAGCCACGCCCUCCUGACCUGCUGUGAGGGGACGGGCACGGCCAAUCACAGCACAGUCAGGGAGAGGACACACCCCCGAACCACCAGCCCACCCAGGAGAGUUUCUGAAGGUGCAGAGCAGCAGGCGUUUUCUCUGGAAGAGGUGGAGGACACGGAGAACAUGGUGGAGAAGGUGGAGGGUCUGGAGGAUGUGGAUGAGUGCCGUGUGUACGCCGGGCAGCUGUGUCAUCAUCAGUGUGUCAACACGCAGGGGUCGUACGUGUGUGUGUGUUUCCCUGGAUUCAUCCUGCAGCCGGACGGGAUCCAGUGCCUGCAACAAGUGACGGCUGAUGAUGAAAGCGGACUGAAAGAAGACGACGUGUCCGGGUCCAGUCUGAGACCAGCGGAGAACACCACCACUCCACCUCCUGACCUGCCAGAUCCCUGUGAAGGAAACGGCCACUGUACUCAGCACUGCCACCCGGUGGAGGGUCGAGCUCACUGCUCCUGUUUACCAGGAUUCUCUCUGAUGCCUGAUGGAAGCUCAUGUGAAGAUGUAGACGAGUGUUUUCUCUCCACACACGCGUGUCAGCUGAAUGAGAGGUGUGUUAACACUGUGGGAAGUUUUACGUGUCUGCAGCAGAUUGUUUGUCCGUCUGGAUAUCAGCUGAGGAACGACUUGUGUGAAGAUGUUAACGAGUGCACACUGGGAGCUCACAGCUGCGGCCCAGGCUUCGACUGCAUCAACACAGCCGGCUCGUUCAGCUGCAGAACCAGACCCAGGUGUCCGGGAGGAUUUACUCACGACCCACGGGGCCAGUGUGUGGACAUUGAUGAGUGUAGGACAGUAACACAGCCCUGCAGUCCCGGGUUUAACUGCGUCAACACGAUCGGUUCGUACACCUGCCAGCAUAAGAUCAUCCUUUGUGGCAGAGGCUAUCACUCCAGUCCUGACGGCACCAGGUGUAUCGAUACUGACGAGUGUGAAACCGGAGUCCAUCGUUGCGGAGAAGGUCAGAUUUGUCAUAAUCUCCCCGGAACAUACCGCUGUGACUGCCAUCCAGGCUACCAGUACGACACGUACAGGAGGAUGUGUGUAGAUGUGAAUGAAUGCUGGCGUUACUCGGGUAGGCUGUGUGCUCAGACGUGUGAGAACACUCCUGGCUCGUAUCGGUGCUCCUGCACUUCAGGAUUCACUUUAUCCAGCGAUGGCAAGAGCUGUGAAGAUGUGAAUGAGUGUUUGAGCAGUCCGUGUAGUCACGAGUGUGUGAACAUCUACGGCUCGUACCAGUGUUACUGCAGACAGGGCUACUACCUGCGUGAGGACGCACACACCUGUGAAGAUACUGAUGAAUGUUCUCAGAGCAUCGGUCAUCUCUGUGCCUACAAGUGUGUGAACGUCCCAGGAAGUUACGACUGUGCCUGUCCUGAACACGGAUACAGCAUGGCUCCGAACCGACGCUCCUGUCACGACAUAGACGAGUGCGCAGUCGGAGCUCAUAACUGUACAGCAAAGGAAACAUGCUACAACAUUCACGGCGGAUUUCGCUGUCUGUCCUUCAGCUGUCCAACCAACUACCGCCGAGCUUCUGACACACGGUGUGAGCGAAUCAGCUGCUCGAACUUCGUGGCGUGCCAGAACUCGCCGGUGAGAAUCACCUACUACCAGCUCAGCUUCCAGAUUAACAUCAUCGUCCCGGCGCUCAUCUUCCGCAUGGGUCCGUCUCCCGCCUACACCGGCGACAACGUCAUCAUCAGCAUCAGCAGCGGCAACGAGGACGGCUACUUCAGCCCCAGGAAGCUGAACGCGUACACCGGCGCCAUCUACCUGCAGCGCCAGCUCCCGCAUCCACGUGACUUCCUGCUCGACGUGGAAAUGAAGCUGUGGAGGCAGGGCACCUUCACCACCUUCCUCGCCCGGAUCUACAUCUUCAUCACGGCUAACGUCGUCUGACGCCGGACUUGUCCUCCGCUUACACUCCCGACAUUCACAAUUCACAUCAAUCGUCCAUGAUUUACACUGUGUUCAUUAUUAUUAUUAUUACUAUAAACCUCAAAACACUGAUUAUAUUGUUAUUAGGUUGUUAUUAGGUCUGUUAAAACACAUAAAACGUUAAAUUUAAACUAUACUGAAGUUAUAAACUCACAAAUAGUCCCUUAGUGAAGUUCACCUGUGCAUAAACUACAUCCGUUUUUCAAGAAAUUGAGUUUCAGGACACUGCAUUAACAUUUGAUCCUUUAUGUUAUAAAGCACACUGAUUGUUCUGUUAGAAGAAACCGUAUGCAAAUGAUCGUUUUUGAAUUGCAAAUUCAGUCAAAUUUCGUGAAUUAAGUUACCUCGAGUAUAUUACAGCUACUGUACACAUUCACACGUGCAGUACGUCAUUAAAAAUGUUCAGGACGCCAUUACGAUUGGCAAUUUAUGCAAUUACACCGUUCACGCUGCGUUCACAAAUCGCACAUUAUCACCGAUUAAGUGGGCAGGGCCAAGUGUAUCACUGCGAAGACCGGAGAGGGCGGAGCUAAAGGGUUUUUUUUUGUUGAAAGUGAUUACAUAAAUGUGUAAUCAAAACUGCGAGCCUCAUAAGUACGGCUGUGAAACCUAAUUUGCAUAAUUCCAACCUUCUGAAUGACAGUACACCCCCUACAACCUUCAUACUGCGGUGACGCUUCCAACUCACAUCAUCACAACAAUCACAACUCGCUGCUGUAAUGUGUUCGGCUCACACCACAGAAAGGGUCUUAUUUAUUUAAAAAAUAACACAGCUUACUUUUGAUCUGUUUCUUGUUACAGUUCAUGUUGUGGAACGUCCAACAAACUAGUUCCUGUUCUCACUUACGGUAUAGCAGCUAUAAACACUCGCUCCCUCACCAUCUCUCUCUCUAUUCUCUCUCUCUAUUCCCUCUCUCUAUUCUCUCUCUAUUCUCUCUCUAUUCCCUCUCUUUAUUCUCUCUCUAUUCUCUCUCUUUAUUCCCUCUCUCUAUUCCCUCUCUCUAUUCCCUCUCUCUAUUCUCUCUCUCUAUUCUCUCUCUUUAUUCCCUCUCUCUAUUCCCUCUCUCUAUUCUCUCUCUUUAUUCUCUCUCUCUAUUCUCUCUCUCUAUUCCCUCUCUCUAUUCCCUCUCUCUAUAUCUCUCUGUAUCAACCAUUAUUGAAUCUGUUUAUUAUCAGUGGAGCGUGAGCUGUUGCUAUAGAAACGGUAAUGUAUCAGAACGAGUGCAUUAACAUAAACCUGCGCUACUGUCAGAGCCGCUGUUAUAGAGAACUACUCCCCACCUGACGACCAAUCAGGAUCCAGAACUCAGCAGCGCCGUGGUGUGAGCUAUAACGAGCUUCUACACUUAUAUAUUGUUUUCUACUCCUAACUUAAAGCCUCGAUAAACGACAGCUCGAAUAAAUUACCGGAAAUGUAGCAGUACACAUCUAAGUGUUAUGGAAUAAAUAAAUGCGAUAACUUUUUUUACUUUCGUCUAAAUGUAAACUGGAUGUAUAAACUUUUCAAGUAUUUCAGUAUUUUUAAAAUUCUGUUGCAUUUAAUACUAAAACAGAAAUAAACAUUUUAAAGUAAUGCAGUG
Molecule: messenger RNA, 5249 nt
Organism: Ictalurus furcatus (blue catfish)
Lineage: Eukaryota; Metazoa; Chordata; Actinopteri; Siluriformes; Ictaluridae
Product: fibulin-2-like
Exons: 17
Coding region: 199-3630 (1143 amino acids)
Cellular component (GO): extracellular region
Molecular function (GO): calcium ion binding
Source: RefSeq, a predicted model, not a curated record